This is a messenger RNA of Nannospalax galili (Upper Galilee mountains blind mole rat), 1776 nucleotides long. RefSeq names its product TUB like protein 2 (gene Tulp2). Gene Ontology annotation, biological process: protein localization to cilium. The transcript has 12 exons. Bases 132 to 1667 code for a protein of 511 amino acids. The record is from RefSeq and is a predicted model, not a curated record. Lineage: Eukaryota; Metazoa; Chordata; Mammalia; Rodentia; Spalacidae. Gene Ontology annotation, cellular component: cilium.
AAGCGAUAUUUCCUGCCUGGAGACGAAAAAAGACCUUGGAGGAUGAAUUCACAGAUGUGAGAUUGCAGAAGUUGGAACAACAGAGACAGUUAUUAGAGAAGAGGCAGCACAGGAAACGCCAGGAGCCCCUCAUGGUCCAGGCCAAUCCGGAUGCUUCCCUGAGGCACUGGCAACCCCGGCGCGGGAAGGAGCGCUUUCAGAGUGAUAGCGGCUGGGGCCUUAGGAACCCUUUCCUUCAAGAGAACGUACCACAGGCACAUCUGCCCUCUAGAGCCCACAGUGCCCUGGUCACCAUGAGCUAUGUUGGAAAUGGCAGUGGGGAGCGAGCCCCCCUACUGACACCUAGAGGAGCAGCGUACAGUCAGGGGGAAAAUGGCCCUGCCGUCCGCCACCUAGGCUGGCUCUCAGACAACUUGGACUCAGAUGUGGAGGAAGCCAACAUGGAGGACAUCCCAGUGGUCCCACGACCUUACACAGCACAUCUGGCAACUCGUCGCAGGAGUUGGUUAGCCUCCCCAGGACCUGUUAUCAGUGAGGAGGAAAAAAAUGAAUCCAGGAAUGUUGUAGUUGAACACGAGGAACCCAGUCCGGACCCAGCGCCUGUAAUGAACCCUGAUAUGGGACAUGGAGACUUGGCAUCCUGCAAGGUGGAAGAAGACACAGCAAUGAAGAAUAUAGAAACAAAGCCAGCUUCUGACGUUGUGGAUGAAGACCUGGAAAAGAAGAAAGAGGCCUCAGAGUCUGCAGAGACAAAUGCCCCACUGGCAGCCAAGGUCGAGGUGUCCAAGGUCCCGCAAGGCAGUGGUGACACCAGCAACCACAAGAUGUGGAACAUGACCUGCAUGCUGCCCCACACCCCAGGUCCUUGGCUAGGUGAAGACUUAGAGGCAUAUGUGCUGCUGCCCGCACCUCAAGAGCACAUGGUGCAGUGCCGGAUCAUCUGCAACAAGCAGGGCAUGGCCAAGGGCAUGUUCCCUUCCUACUACCUCUACCUGGAGGCAGAGAACGGCGUCGCAGUACGCUCCUGCCCCUUGGGGCACUUCCUCUUAGCUGGACGGAAAAGGAAAAAGAGCAAAACCUCUAAUUACCUCAUCUCCCUAGACCCCAAAGACUUGUCUCGGAAUGGGAACAACUUUGUAGGCAAAGUCAGAUCCAAUGUCCUGGGUACGAAGUUCACCAUCUUUGAUAAUGGGGUGAAUCUUGAGCGCAACUACUGUAUCCCAGAUAAUGCCCGGAUCAGAGAGGAGCUGGGAGUUGUGUGUUAUGAGACCAACAUCUUGGGAUUCCGGGGGCCUCGAAAAAUGACCGUGAUCCUCCCAGGAAUGGACAGUCGAAAACAGAGAAUGAGAGUUCAGCCUCAAAAUGGUGACGACUCCAUAUUGAGUUGCUUCAAAAAAGGUGCUAGACAUGGGCUGGUCCUGCUGCAAAACAAGGCCCCAUCAUGGAGCAAUGAGAGUGGCGCCUACGUGCUUAAUUUUCACGGACGGGUCACUCGGGCCUCGGUCAAGAACUUCCAGAUCAUGCACCCGGAUGAACACCACCUGGUGCUCCAGUUCGGCCGUGUGGCCUCAAACGUAUUCACUAUGGAUUUCCGAUAUCCGUUUUGCCCACUCCAAGCCUUCGCCAUCUGCCUAUCUAGUUUCGAUAGAAAACUGGCGUGUGAGUAAUUGAAUAAAAUACCAACCCUCACCAGCUUCUGGCCUGUGUGUUUGGAGAAAGAUUCCCACAUGCCUCUCUCCUUUUUAGUUUUUUCUUUUUUUAAUUUUUUUAUUAGUU